AUGUUUUUCCUUUUGCUAACCCUUCAAUUCAUCGAGCAGCUCCUAGCGACACUUUGCUCUCAUCAGAACUCGAUGCAAUGUCUGCCUGGAUGGACUUGCCGCAAUUUCACAUUCCCGUUCGGUGUCCUGGAGUCGAUCGAGCUCACCGAAGAGACUUUCUGGCUUUGCAUUGAUGGCAGAGAGCCGGAGUGGCACGAGGAAGGCUACGAUUUGAGAGGCAGCCUCACCAAACAGUGCCAUCAUUCGAAUUUCUUCCGAAAUGAAAUUGAGGAAAGGAUCAUUUCCAAUGAGGAUUCUUCACAUUUUCGGCCAACACUUGAGACGGGUGUCAGUCCGGAGAUGAUACGUCAAGAUCUCCUUUUUCUGAUGAUGGUGGAAAGUGUGCUUGAAGAAGAUGUAAACGAGAGUUACAUUGAGUGCACGAAUCAACACCGAAACAGAGCCGAUGAACUUCGAGAGGCCGGCUUCACACCGAUUACGAGACUCUGGUCUUUCCUCUGUCGAACCGAUCAGGAGUGCCCGUCGAGGGAAACUUGUGUAAAUGCGCUGGACAUUCACAAACUGUUCACGAGGCUCAAUCUGAGGCGCUGGAAAACGAUCGGCUUCUGCCGUCCCAUUACUUCCCUUCAAUCCGACGCUGAUUCCUAUUGUGCCCCAAAGACGGCGUUAGCUCUUCAGCAUUUGGCUUUCUUCGCUGGCGUUCGCGAGAUUAGCGAAUACGAUUUGGAUGGGAAAAUUUUGGAGAAUUUCGCGUUGAGCCCGAAAAUUUUAUUUUACGGAGGGCACCAUUUGAAAUCGCUUUUAUUCACGAAAGCUUUCGAGAUUCAUUCAAAUUGUGUGAGGAGUGUCGCU
This is a messenger RNA of Mesorhabditis belari, 852 nucleotides long. The record is from the annotation of a GenBank genome assembly. NCBI's taxonomy places the organism in Eukaryota, Metazoa, Nematoda, Chromadorea, Rhabditida, Rhabditidae.